UCCUUGCGUAUAAGUGGAGAAUACCUUCAUUGAAAGGAAAACGAACAAUACAUUUCUACGCAGGAAUAUAGUGAGCGUGGAAUCUCUUUCGUCAGUACCUAUGUACCUAUCCUAUCCAAUGCGAUUUUAUGUUACGGAAUUCUCUCACAAUUUCUCUAUGAUUUUUUUUUUGUGUGUGAAUAUUACUUGGAAUUUUUCAUUCAUUUUCUCAUUUUUCCUUCUACUUUUUGUACAUUACGUCAUUUGUUCUAAUGUUAUGUCUGCAUUCUAAUGCAGACAACUGCGAUUCUCCCAUAAAACGUCAACGCUGUAACUGAUAUUUUUCCGUACAGUGAAAAUUUUCCCUUCGCAUUGUAACGUUUUGUUGUUGUCCGCUUCGAUGUGCCUAACAAUUACGGUAUAACAUUUCUAAUUGAUCGAAUAGCCGUUCGUAAAUAGUGAACCGAUAUUGGAUUAUAAUUUGUUUGCACUGCGGGCGAGACAGUGACAAUUUAUAGUGUUUAGUGUUUCGCAUCGUUCCGUCGUGUCUGUUUAGGAAAAAAUGCAUUGUACCUCACCUGGAAGUGAACCGAAUCGUUUACAUGAUUUGGUUAAUGCAAGUGUUGUGCGAAAUAGUGUUGAAAAUGGUUUAAUCAAAGAUGAACUGAAGUUUAAUCGGACGGAUAGUGUUGUCUCGGAUGAAUUGGAAAAGCAAAUUUAUGAUGACCCGUGUGAACUUAUGGAUGACUGGACGUCUCCAAUGCAUAUACCGCGUAGCCGAAGUUGGCUGUGCUGUCCCGACACAAUGUCUGGUGAAGAACAGCCGGAAUUUCAGCGGCGAAACAAUUUUUUAGACUAUCAACUGAUUACGACCGAACCGAAAUUACGACUUUCCACCGAAACAAUUGACCUUCAAGUGGCGGCGCUAUCAGCACUGAAAACUGAAGUCCUAGAAUUAUCGGCUCGAUUACAACAUUCAGAACGGGAACGUGAAAUGAUGCAACGGAAACUCAACGAGGCUAACGAUGAAAAGGAACGCUCCCAAAGACGAUUGGAAUCGGUUGGAGCUGCUAAUGAAAGUCGCAUAACAGAAAUGCAUUGCAUCAUUGUCGAGUUGAAUAAAAAAUUAAAAUCGAAAAAUGAAAACGCCAUAAUCGAGGAACAUGAACCGGACGGAAGCGUUUCUGAGUUAAGUUUCCAAGACGGUUCGGUCUAUAAUUCCGAAAUGGAAUGCACAAAUCUAGAACAAGAAUCUCAGACUGAGCCCUUGGACACAAAACUGGUUCAACCCACCCUACGCUCAGACAGUCCUUGCUCAUUACCUCCACCUGCAACGUCCUCUCAACUUCAAGUUCAAGCAAUGCAUGAAGAAAUACUUCAUUUGCGUGGUCAAGUUGCCCUUCUUCAAUCUCAAUUGGCCUCGGACAGAGAUAAGCUAGAUGACGAUCACAACGAAAUUCUGAACACAGGCCAUGAUCAGCUCCCGUUGUCACCGCGCGAAAGAUCCAACUAUACAAGCGACGAUCUGUGCGAAACAGCUGAAAUUUUUGAAGUUCCUCUCACAACCGAUCAAGAGUUCAUAAAGCAAUCAACAGCCAAGUACACAAAAACUAAUAAGGUAACGCUUCCAUCAUCCCGUGGAGUUUCGCCGGUGGUUCAACUAUUCGGAAGUAUUAAUUCCCUGAAUAAGCCACAACUGAAAAGCCUUUCAGCUGAGACGCCAGUUUCGAAAAUGGCAGAGAGAGUACGUCUUCGUCGGACCAUAGAAGAACACCACAUCACCGGAACAGAUAUCAUGAAUAGUGGGAUCUGUACCACUGAAAUAGCUGAACAUCUUGUGUCAGACUUGCUUCAAUCGGAUAUAAAUACCAAUGAAGAUUCGCCACAACUGCAAAAUGAGGUGCAACGAUUACAUCGUCGCAUUGAACAUCUACGUAUUCAAAAUUCUGUACUGUCAAUAACACUGGCCGAAAGUAAGGCUCACUGUAACCACUUAUACCUGUUGUGCGGAAAAUAUGAAUCGAAUGCAGUGGCUCUGCAUCAGGCAUUGAACUGUAGUGACCGUGCCAUUGAGGCCUAUGAUGUUAUGUUGGCUUUGUUAGAAAGUCGUCUCGGAAUUUUGGAAGAUGCCAUAUCAGCUAAUGAAAGCAGGAAGGCAGCUGAAGCAGUCGCCAAACAUCUGCUCGAUCGUUUAGACAGCGAGAAAAAUUUGCAUGGCAACAGUCUGGGUCCAUGGCAAGAUGCUGUGGUCAUUUAUGCGAAUAGUUCGUCGAAUACAGUGCCAUGGACGGAUGAAGAUGACACGCGGUUACGCGGCCAUGUAUCAAAAUUAAAAGGUCAAAGAGCCUCAAUACAAAACACUGUUGUUACACUAGAGUCACCAUUCUGCGGCGAUGAAGAGAAAAACGUUAACGAUGAACUGUCGCAGAUGACGAAUAGGCGAAUGGAUCUGGAGACAGCUGUUCUAAUGCAGGAAUUGAUGAGUAUGCGUGAAGAACUAAGCGAAUUCAAAUUUCGAGCUGAACAAGCCGAACGGGAAAAGAACAAUACCAUUGGUAGAUUGAGUGUGAUGCAAGAGGCACUCCUACAUCUGCAAGCUCAAUUAGCUGACUCGGAGGCUCUUCUAUCGAUGAACAAUAAGGAUCGUACGUCGUACACGGAAGCCGAACAUACUGCUGGCAUUGAAAGAGAAUUGGUGGAGGCAUUGGCUCGAGAAUCUCGAUUGAAGGCUCGUUUACAGGGACUAGCUGGAUCAUUGGAAGCAGCCACCAAAUCGUCGGAGGAGAAAUACAUUCAAGUACAAAAUACCGUUUCUGAACUGAAGCAAAAGGAAAAAUCAUUAACCCAGUCGUUGGACCGGUGCAAACGGAAAUAUCAAACCCGUUUGCGUAAAUUGGAACAACAGAUGCUUGAAUUAUCACUGAAGAAAGGUAGCCAAAGCCCACUGAAACUAGUACCCGAAACUACAUUGUAAAUUCAGAUGCCAUAUAAUAAGGUACAGUAGAUCACCGAUUUGUUUACUAAUUAAUGUUCUUGUCUGAGCCGAUGGCAAGGGUUGCGAUGACACAAGUAACAAAAGAUGCUCAUUGACGUUACUAGUUUAUGAGAGUUAGAAUGGUUGAAUUGAAAUGAUUGCUUGUGUUAUAUUGACUGUGGAUGUUAGGAGCCAUUCAUAAAGUGCGCACGCAGUGUGCGGUCAUUUUUUGACCCCCUCCCCCCCGUUUCGCACGCGAUUUUCCAUAUAAAACGUUCAAAUUUCAGACUCCCCCUCCCCCCUUAAGUGCGUGCGCACUAUUUGAAUGGCCCCUUAGGUGAGUCCGAGUCGACUGUUCGAUUGCUUGAAGUUCAGUCACAACUCUUUCCAUUGGUUAAAUUAGAAGCGAAUUAGAGGCACAGAACCGUAAUUUAUAACUAAAAGGCAAAUCAUCUUCGUUUACCUUUUUUGUUUUAUUUAGUUGAGCGUUGACUCAGUUUGUAAAACGAUAAGACGCUGUUUAUUGAACCUAGUCUAUAGUUAUUUUAGAAAAUAAAAGAAAAAUAUUUCAAAGCAAAGUAAAAAAAAAGAAAAUAUGUGAAAGUGAAGCCUGAGAAAUUAAUAAUUAAUGAAAAACAAAGAAAAUGAAGACAAAGAAAACGUUCAGCGAAUCUUUACUGUUGGGAGACAAGAAAAAAAUGCGUACCUCAAUUGAGUAAUUAAGAAAAUACAAAUUCAAGUGGCUGAAUAGUUGUCUUUCUUUCCUAAAUUUUAUUCGAUAAUAACAGCCUUUACGCUACGGAAAUAUUAUAGUCAAUGUUGCCUGCACAGAACUUAAAAUAUUUGCGAUGUUAUUUAACGUGAGUGAUUGUGCCAUGUUAAAAUUUAAUAAUUCGAAACAUUAAAAGUAAAAUAAUUACGUAGAGAAGAGAGAUGGAAAGGCAGUAUGUCACAAAAUUGGCUCGGAGUUUUUGUUUUUAGAAAAUCAGUUUGCUUAACGGGUACUACUGAAACCAUUUAAUGUUCCAGUUGCUCGUUAGAAGAAGAAUUGCCACGGCCGGGCAGUGGACAAUUUUUUUUUUAAUUUUACCCGCACGAAAUUUUGCAUGAAGAAAUCAAAAACUCAAGAAGAACACAGAAACUGAAAAUGUGUCGAUUUUCAAAAUUCCGUUCGUGAACAAAAAAGAUUUUUGACAAAGCUCGGAAUAGAUCGAUUGCGGUCCCGAACCUGAUCAAUCCAAACCUGACCCGAAAUUUUCAAACCGGAAACCUGACCUCGCACCUUUGUGCUGAUUAUAUUCAGGUUUCAUGUUAGUCCGACUGUUGGUUCAAAAUAUUUGGUCGAAAAUCCAUUGCUACGUGCCACUAACCAGCUGGGGCGUAAAUGUUUUUUAAGGAAAUUUUCAAAUUAGCCUUUUGUUCUCUGAUUUCGGUUUUAAAAAAAUGAUUUUUUUUUAAGUUUCAGCCAUGGGAUGGCCUCAAAAAUCACCAAAUUCGGUUUUUCGGUCAUAUCUUCCGAACCGUUGAUCGGAUUGAAUUUAAUCUGCAGCUCAAAAGAUCAGAAAUAAACCAAGUUUCGGGGAACAAAUUUUUUUCAUUAAAAUCACCCUUUAGUGAUGUUGUGAUCGAUAUAAAACGAAACGUCAGCAAGAAAAGAAAUUUCAACUGGAGCGAGCAAUCAAGUAAUUUUAUCGACGACUCCGCUCAGUUCAUAAAUUACAAUGUCAAAAGGACCUUUGAAUUCACGUAUUGUCCCGCGAGAAUCUUUUUUUGAUUUGACGGAGAUCUGGAAUUGAAAAUUUUCUAGAACCAAUAGCAAAAUUGUCUUUCUGACUUCAUUUUCGAUCACAAAUCAUGCGUUCGAAGUCCAAAUCCUAGCUUUUUGCUGUAUGAUUUUAUCUGUUUUGACCAAUUCACACUACAGACAUUUCAGGGCAAAGGGAUGACGGAGUCGGAGAGAAAACUGCAAUAAAUGAUUGUGACAAUACUUAUAUCAUCAGUCAGAUCACUGUAAAUAAUACAAAAUAGGAAGCAAGUGAGCACGGAAGGUCGUACAGGUGAAAAAAAAGUGGAUACAUGUUUUCUGAUAUUAGAGUUUUUUAUGGUUUAUAUGUAUUUUCAAUCCACAAAUUUUGUUAGUAAAUGAAAACCUAGAUUCUUACGUUUCGUCAUUUCGUUCCGAGUCAUGUGUUUUGUAUGUAACAAAAAAUCAUAAAAUUUUAGGCUUUCUUUUGUUAAACAAAAUACAUGUGAAUUACAAAUGAAAUGAAAACAUAAACCACCUAUAACUCCCAAAUCAGAAAUAUGGCUCUUUUCACUCUAUUCUUUGACUGUAUUCAAAAAGAAUUUAUUAUUUCCUAACAAAAACUUCGAGCAGACAUUGUGAGUUUCUACCGUUUCUUUCGUUUAUUAGUUUUCUUUCUGUUAAAUUAAUAUCGAUUGAAAUAUAACUUAGAACAAAUUUAAUUAUGCCCACUGUAUAUGCACCAAUUAAGUUGUUAGUUGUUAGAUUUAAACAUGAAAGAAAUCAUCGUUAUUUUUCUAUUUUAGUUAGUCAAAA
Messenger RNA from Bradysia coprophila, 5513 nucleotides. Its product is annotated as colorectal mutant cancer protein. The record is from RefSeq and is a predicted model, not a curated record. Lineage: Eukaryota; Metazoa; Arthropoda; Insecta; Diptera; Sciaridae.